UCUAUCCGCGCCUUGCAUUUUGAUGUCGAUUGUGGAGAGCUGCUGGCUGGGGACCAUACAGCCGGAGCUGUGCUGCACAUCCCCAGAAGGUCGCGCCUUGUGUUUCCCAGCUGACCAGGACUUUACCUUCUCAGCUUGCUGUGCUGACUAUUUGAAGAGCCUGGAACCAGAGGUGCAGGGGACCAUUACAUGUGAAAGCUCAGGUCCAACAUGCAGUUGGAUCUUUCGAAACGCGCAGAUCUUGGAUACCUCAAACAUGGCGGCGGUGCAUCAAUUUUGCUGGGCAGGAUUAAAUCGUGCUGGUGUUUAUGCAGAGAUGAUGCACACCCCUGCCUUUGACCGAAGACUUGCUCAUCUCUCAUGUUUCCCAGGAAUGGCAUUCUUGCUCUCCAUGUGUGCAAUUGCAGAAUCCUCAAGUUCAUGUGAAUCCACUGGAUCAGCCCCAAAAACCUCCAUGCAUUCAAUGCAUUCCGAAGAUCCUGCAUUAAGUUUCUUUAUGGUGGCCUUCAAGGCUUUGGCAAUGGUGAGCCAUUGUAUUGACGCAAGUGAUUGGCCCCUGACGGUGGCGGAGUUCUCCGCAAACUUUCAACUCUUUGUAGAGCACGGGCACAGCUGCGGAUUUCAGUGGAUGCAGCCACGACGUGGAUUGCCUUAUGUCAGUGGAGUUUCUGGACAGACUCUGCAUGAUGAGGUGCCAUCACAUCGAGGCAUUCAGAACCACGCGGAAGUGCAUAUGCGCAUCAAUUGGGCCAUGGGAGCCUGGGAUAACCGAAUGUAUUGGGAGGAGAAGAUGAGAAGAAAACCGGAGCAGCUUCUCAACAUGAAGCACAAAGAUCCGCAAGAGUUAUGUAGCCUCAUGACCAUGACGACUGGUCCUGAGCUUCGGGUCCUGAUUUUGGGCACUGGACCGGUAGCAGCCCAACCCCACUUUCAAUGCCCCCACGGUGGCAGCAUCUCAACGACCUCCUGCGACGCCUUUAGCCGCUUGUACCGGGAACUGGCAAAAGAGAGUCAAUUUCGACCGCCUUAUGGAUUUCCAGAGUAUUGUGAUGUCGAAGAGCUUUGGCAAUUUUUUCCAAAAAACUAUUUCCACGUGGUCUUUGUCAGCAAUGCAUUGGACCACACUGUUCAUCCCAUACGUGGCCUAAAGUUGCUGCUAUGGGUACUUCAUCCAGAUGGAAAGCUGCUGCUUCGUCAUUUCAGGAAUGUACAUCCAGAACGAUGGAUGUCGUUGUCUGAUGGGCAGCAUCAGUGGGGCUUCGAUGUAGACCUGGGCCCGAGUGGCGAGCAAAGCUUCUUUAUUUGGAACCAUUUACAUCGCUGGAAUGUCACUCAAGUCCUGGAAGAAGAUGGUGCCACAACCACCUCAGCUUUCUUGAAGCCCUUUGAGCCUCAGCACCAAUUCGUUGGAUCGUUGGAGCAUGGACUCCACAGAAAUGGCUAGCCAAAUGUGUCUCUGAGAUGCGUCUUGCAUGGUCUUGGAUGGUCUUGGUAUGUCUGAUUUUGUCUUCGUGUUCUGGCGUAAGAUGCUGUGAGGUUGGCUGCCGUUCCUAUCGGAAUGUGGGACUGGGUGACUCUUUGUGUUUCCUGUGACAUUUCUGUUGUUAAAAAUAUUAAAAUGUUUGGCGGAAAUUCGUGCUUUCCAG
Messenger RNA from Cladocopium goreaui, 1646 nucleotides. Lineage: Eukaryota; Dinophyceae; Suessiales; Symbiodiniaceae. The record is from the annotation of a GenBank genome assembly.